GUUCGCUCUAGGAGUAAUCAGUUUCGGACUCGUAGUGGAACCAAGCGCUUGGGUCCCCGAUGCUGCACAAAUCACGGCGACCCCCGGUGGAGAUGAAGGCGGACUCCGAUUGGCUCUGAUUUUUAAAAGCCCUUUUCAUUCAGGAGGUUGCCCAUUAUCAACAUGGCUGAGCCGUCGGCCCCAGUACCCURUGCAAAAAUGGCGUCACUUAGCCGGGUUCGAGCUCUGACGAUGAUUUUCUUAACUGUCAGCGGUUGUUUGGUCACCUCGACAAGUGGCAAGGAAGGKGGGGUAGAGUCGGACACGGUUAUCAUCGGGCUCCGGUUGGAGGACACGGACGACAUUUCCUUUAUGGAUAGGGGCUACCUACGGGUGAGUGAACGGUCUCGUGUCAAAUUGAGGGUAUACGGGCAGAACAUAAACAACGAGACCUGGUCCAAAAUUUCAUUUACGGAACACGAGCAGAUCCGACCAGUCGGGGACAUCGACAGCUUGUCGGGGGACAACGGGAGCAAAGAGGAUACGUCCGCGCAUCCCUGCGGUAUCAGGACCUCGGAUAUAAUCAUCUUGCCCAACAUCAUUCUAAGUCGCAGAACGUCGGGAGUAGUUGAAAUCGAGGUCAAACCCCUUCGAAAAACCGAGAGGAGUAAAUCGUAUUACCUGUGCAUCGCCACCUCGACACCUGCCCACKACGCCGCCGGCCUGCACGACCCGUGGACCGAAAACACCUGGAUUUACCACGACGGAGAUGACACUAAAGUGAUAGUUGUGGAYGAGAAGAGGUUUCUGCUCCCCUUCUGGCUUCAAGUCAUCUURAUUUCCAUGCUGCUGUGUCUGUCAGGCAUGUUCAGRGGGUUGAACUUGGGACUGAUGGCUCUGGACCCAAUGGAGCUCCAAAUAGUCCAGAAUUGUGGCACAGAGAUGGAGAAGAAUUAUGCCAAAAAGAUAGAGCCAGUUAGGAGCCAAGGGAAUUACCUGCUUUGCUCACUUCUCCUAGGCAACGUGCUCGUGAAUACAACUCUAACUAUKUUAUUUGAUGAUAUUGCAGGUUCUGGGCUGAUAGCUGUGGUGAUGUCAACUAUUGGAAUUGUCAUCUUUGGAGAGAUUGUCCCUCAAGCCAUAUGCUCAAGACAUGGCCUUGCSGUUGGAGCCAACACCAUUUUCCUCACCAAGUUUUUCAUGCUGCUCACCUUCCCCGCGUCAUACCCAGUGAGCAAACUUCUAGAUUACCUUUUGGGCCAAGAGAUAGGCACUGUGUACAACCGCGAGAAGCUURUGGAGAUGCUCCGAGUCACGGAUCCGUACAAUGAUCUGGUCAAAGAGGAGUUGAACAUCAUUCAGGGCGCCUUGGAACUACGGACUAAGACGGUGGAGGACGUGAUGACCCCGCUAAGAGAUUGUUUUAUGAUUCCAGGUGAUGCUAUCCUCGACUUCAACACCAUGUCUGAAAURAUGGAGAGCGGCUACACGCGCAUCCCCGUGUUCGAGGGCGAGAGGUCCAACAUUGUGGAUCUAUUGUUCGUGAAGGACCUGGCGUUUGUCGACCCAGACGAUUCUACGCCGCUGAAAACCAUCACUAAGUUUUACAGCCAUCAGCUGCAUUUUGUGUUCAAUGACACCAGGCUGGAUGCCAUGCUGGAGGAGUUCAAGAAAGGUAAAUCCCACCUGGCCAUAGUUCAGAGGGUGAACAACGAGGGUGAGGGGGACCCCUUCUACGAGGUCCUGGGCAUCGUCACCCUGGAGGACAUCAUCGAGGAAAUCAUCAAGUCAGAGAUCCUGGACGAGACAGACUUGUACACUGACAACAAAACGAAGAAGAAAAUCACCCACCGUGAGCGGAAGCAGGAUUUCUCAGCCUUCAAGCCCAACGACAGUGAAAUGAAGGUUAAAAUAUCACCUCAGCUUCUGCUGGCAACCCUGCGUUACCUAGCAACAGGCAAGUCAGUAAUGGGCCACGCUAUCGGGCCAGGUAGAAAUGGCCACACUAUCGGGCCAGGUCCGAGAAAUGGCCACACUAUCGGCCAGGUCAGUAAUGGGCCACACUAUCGGGCCAGGUCAGUAAUGGGCCCACGCUAUCGGGCCAGGUCAGUAAUGGGCCACACUAUCGGCCAGCGAGGCGGGAGCUCCAGGGAUGGGUUACCCCCUUCUCCCCCGUCCCCCCAGGGGGUUUCACCGCCCAAUGCGGGGGGGGGGAGCGGGGGGGCGGGGGCGGGGGGGGGGGGGGGGGCCACACUAUCGGCCCAGGGGAAGGUGGAGGUGGAGGCAGGGAAGGAAGGGAUGAAGUUUGAAGCAGGAGCGUUCUCCUCCUAUGGGAUGAUGGCUCUCAKCACCUCUCCAGUCCCUCUCUCCCUGUCUCGUACCUUCGUUGUCAGUAGGGCUGAGUCCCUAGCAGGAUCUCCAGGUAUGGUAGUCCUUUCUUUCCUGUCUGCAUGUCUGUCUGUCAACCUGUCUGUCUGUCCGUCCAUCCCCCCUAUCCCUCUAUCUCUCCAUCUCGUGACCCGUCAGCAGUACCAGAACGCCCUGAUGGCGUCGCGCAUGGAUAAGACGCCCCAGUCGAUGGACAGUGAGUUCACCAAGAUCGAAUUGACUCUGACCACUGAGCUCCACGAUGGUGGAGGGGGAGGCGUGCUGGAGACGCCAGCUAUGGCCCACCACGAGACAGCCGGCCUGCUCAACCUCAAUACACAGCCCCAGAAAUGUCUGGCCCACAGGGUCAACCACACUGCACACAAUGAGGGACCCAUCUAGCCCACACUGGGGUGGUGGGGACAGAGGGUGAGAGGAGUGAGGAGGGAUGGUGUUAGUACCCUCUGGGCCAGGGCCUGGGCCUAAUCCUCCAACAUCCAAGGACCUCUAACCCCUACCCACCACCCCCUUAUGGAUGGAAGACCCUGGAGGAAUUGAGGGGAAGGACCUCUAACCCCUACCCACCACCCCCUUAUGGAUGGAAGACCCUGGAGGAAUUGAGGGGAAGGGGCUACGGAGAUGUGUAUACUGAGCCCCA
Salvelinus sp. IW2-2015 is the source of this 3004-nucleotide messenger RNA. NCBI's taxonomy places the organism in Eukaryota, Metazoa, Chordata, Actinopteri, Salmoniformes, Salmonidae. The record is from RefSeq and is a predicted model, not a curated record.